GACUAGUCUAACCCCGAGCAUUGUCCCUACUCAGGGCUGCUUCUCUUGUAGUUAAAUCAUCUCUCCCUGGAGUUGGACUCCUUCAUAUUCCCUCAAUCCCUUCUAGCUGUAUUUACUUGUCUUUUUUCUCUGUGUGUCUGUGUCAUUUUUCUCCAUGUCCCUGUCGGUUGCUGGGAUGUAGGAUAUAGAGAGUGGGGUUUUUCCUCCCCUCCAGCACCCUGCUGAGUUUUGGUGUAUUUUUUUCUUCUUCUUCCAAUCUGGGGGAACAAGUGCCAGUCUCCACUUUGGCUGACAACUCUGCAAAGUACUUUUCAGCUGAGUGUUGAAUGUGGCUCGGGAAUUGGGCGACAGUUGGCAGCUUUUCUGGUGCUUUUUUGCUACAGGCAAGGGAUGGAUUUAUAGACCGUUUCUCACCACGGCGAAGAGGUGAGCGUGUCUGAGAAGAAGGGAGAUAUGCCCCUUACGGGAAGAUAUCGAGUGCCUUAUGUCUUGAUUCUUCUUGCACUCCUCUGGGGUGGAGAGAGAAUUCGGGCACAAAGAGCAGGUUGCAAGAAUGUCCACUAUGAUCUUGUCUUCAUCUUGGAUACCUCUUCCAGCGUGGGUAAAGAAGAUUUUGAGAAGGUCCGCCAGUGGGUGUCUAAUCUGGUGGAGACCUUUGAGAUCGGACCGGACAAGACCCGUGUAGGAGUGGUACGUUACAGUGACAGGCCAACCACAGAGUUUGACUUGGGAAGGUACCAAACUCGUGAGGAAAUCAAAAAAGCUGCAAGGAACAUUAAGUAUUAUGGGGGUAACACAAAUACCGGGGAUGCCCUCCGGUAUAUCAAUACCUAUAGCUUUUCCAAAGAGGCUGGUGGGAGGCCUAGUGACCCACCCAUUAAGAAAGUGGCUAUCCUUUUGACUGAUGGAAGGAGCCAGGAUUAUGUCAUGGAUGCAGCCACUGCGGCGCGUAAGGCUGGAAUAAGGAUCUUUGCUGUGGGAGUUGGUGAGGCCUUAAAGGAGGAAUUGGAUGAAAUUGCUUCCGAGCCUAAAUCUGCUCAUGUGUUCCACGUCUCUGAUUACAAUGCCAUUGAUAAAAUACGAGGGAAACUGAGACGACGGCUCUGUGAAAAUGUGCUGUGUCCAAAUGUCCAUGUGGAAGGAGAUCGAUUUAAACACACCAAUGGAGAGACUGAUGAAAUCCCAGGGUUUGACCUGGUGGAUUUGUUCAGCGUGAAGGAAAUUUUUGGAAGGAAAGAAAAUGGAAUUCAGAGUUCUUAUGUACGACUUGGAAGCUUCCCCAUCGUGCAGAAAACUGAGGGUGUAUUCCCACAGGGCCUGCCUGAUGAAUAUGCCUUUGUAGCCACCUUCAAAUUCCGGAAGGCUUCCAGGAGAGAAGACUGGUAUAUUUGGCAGAUUAUCGACAAGUACGGCAUACCGCAGGUCUCUAUCCGCCUGGAUGGAGAGAACAAAGCCGUGGAGUACAGUUCCAUUGGGCUGACCAAGGACGCAGUACGAGUGGUCUUUCGAAAUGCCCGAGUCAGCGAUUUGUUUGACCGCAACUGGCAUAAGAUCGCCCUCAGCAUUCAAUCCAAGAGCGUCUCCCUCUACAUCGACUGCAAACUAGUGCAGACGUUGCCUAUUGAAGACAGAGAAAAUAUUGACAUUCAAGGGAAGACCGUGAUUGGCAAACGCCUGUAUGACAGCGUACCCAUAGACUUUGAUCUUCAACGGAUGGUAAUUUACUGUGAUUCCCGACAUGCCGAGCUGGAAACCUGCUGUGAUAUUCCCUCUGGACCAUGCCAGGUGACGGUCGUUACUGAAGCGCCACCUGCUGAAAUAAGACCCACUGUCGGCAGUGAACAAGUGGGCCCGCCAAACACCCUCAACUGUUCCUGUCCUGCUGGAGAAAAGGGUGAGAGGGGCCCAGCUGGCCCUGAAGGUCCUAGAGGUCAAAAGGGAGAAAGUGGCAGCCAAGGACUUCCUGGUCUAAAAGGAGAAAAAGGAGACUCGGGCAGAGGAGCAUAUGGCAGAGGAGAGAAGGGAGAACAGGGAUCCCCAGGCUCACCUGGCCCCCCCGGGAGGGACGGAGCGAAAGGAGAAACCGGAGAACCAGGGCAGCCAGGGGCAUUUGGACUGCCUGGUCCAGUGGGCCCUAAGGGAUCUGAGGGCCAACCAGGUCCACCAGGAAUUAAAGGCUAUGUCGGAGCACCCGGUCUGCAGGGAGAAAGAGGAGAAAAGGGAACUCGAGGAGACAAGGGAGAACGAGGUCUUGAUGGGUUCCCUGGGAAGCCAGGUGCGGAGGGAAAACAGGGCAUUAAGGGCAGCACAGGCCCACCAGGUGCCAGCGGACCCAGAGGAGAAAAGGGUGAAGCGGGGCUUCCCGGAUUACCAGGCUCUGCAGUACAAACGGAAGGUCUGAAAGGAGAGCAAGGGGCCCCAGGCCCACGAGGACCACAAGGCCCACCUGGAGUUCCAGGGGCACCGGGUCCAGCCGGUUUGGAAGGCAAGGCCGGAGUUCCUGGUUUACAAGGUCAAAGGGGCAAGAAGGGUGAAGUUGGUCUCCCGGGACUCGAUGGCUUGCCUGGACCUCGGGGUCCAAUCGGGCCUCCUGGUGUUGCUGGUUCACCUGGUGCUCCAGGAUUGGCUGGAGAAACUGGUGUUUCUGGUAAAACUGGACUGCCAGGACCAGCUGGAUCGCCUGGCAAGGAUGGAUUAAAUGGUCUUCCUGGAUUUCCGGGCCAAAAGGGAGAACAAGGAGACAGGGGACAGGAAGGUUUUCCUGGGAAAGCUGGUCCCAAGGGUGAGAGCGGAGAUCACGGCUCACCUGGUCUAGCUGGUGAGAAGGUGAGCAGCCUGGGUGACGUGGGUCCUGCUGGUCCCCCCGGUUUACCCGGAACAACAGCCCUGUUUACCCCACAUCCUCAGAUUCCUGGAGAAACUGGGCCAAAGGGAGAGAAAGGAGAUCGAGGAAACAGCGGGGAACCCGGACUGCCUGGUGUCCCAGGUGAAAUGGGGCUCCCAGGACCUCCAGGACCACAGGGUGCGAAGGGACAGGAAGGAGCCGGAGGCGAGCCAGGAGUCCGUGGAGAGACUGGUGCUCCUGGACCUGUUGGGCCCCCAGGUCCACAAGGCUUGCCAGGAAAUGUGGGUGUACCUGGAGACGCUGGCCAACCCGGAAAGGAUGGACAAAAGGGUGAAAAGGGUGACCCAGGACAGGAAGGAAAACCAGGACUACCUGGGCUCGCAGGUGAGCCUGGCCCUGCUGGAAUACCUGGCUUACCAGGGAAGGGUAAAGAUGGAGAACGGGGUGAAAGAGGCCCCCCAGGCCUACCAGGACCCCUCGGACACAAGGGAGAUAGGGGAGUUCCUGGUCUUCCUGGCCAGCCGGGAGACAGAGGUGCACCAGGAGUUGGAGUAGCUGGACCUCCUGGCCCGGUGGGACCAGCAGGAGACAAAGGGCCAUCGGGCCCUCGAGGUUUACCAGGUGUUCCAGGCCCACAGGGGCCAACAGGGCAGGAUGGUUUACCUGGAAAUCCUGGGGACAUAGGACCUCCUGGAAAGCCAGGUGCCUCCUCCCUGCUUUCUCCUGAGGACAUAAAUCUUUUAGUCAAGGAUGUGUGUAAUGAUUGCCCACCUGGCCCCCCGGGGCUCCCUGGAGUGCCAGGCUUCAAGGGGGAUAGAGGUGCCCAAGGACCUCCGGGUAGAGAUGGCCUGAAUGGGAAAAUGGGCGAUCCUGGACCCCGGGGUCUCCCAGGCCCUCCAGGGGUGGAUGGUCCAAAGGGCACUAAAGGAGACCGUGGGACAUCUGGAGAUGCUGGACCAAAAGGUGGACAGGGUCACCCUGGAAUGCCUGGCUUCGCGGGACCUCCUGGAAACCCAGGGCCCCCUGGACCAGAUGGCAAACCAGGACCUGCAGGACCCCCAGGAAUGCCUGGGGAUACAGGUAAAGAUGGCCCACCAGGUCUCCUGGGCCCACCAGGACUGCCUGGCCUUCAGGGCAUUGACGGCAAGGAUGGCAAGCUUGGAUCUCCCGGGGAACCGGGCAAACCAGGAGAACCUGGGCUCCCAGGCCAAGAGGGGGCCAGAGGGUUACCGGGCUUCAAGGGGCACAGAGGAGAUGCAGGUCCCCCAGGCCCCAGGGGAGAGCCGGGCGUGACCGGUCCUGCUGGUCGUGAGGGCCCGCCGGGGAAGGAUGGUGAUACAGGCCCCACAGGACCUCAAGGUCCUCGAGGACUCAGAGGGCAGCCAGGCAAGAAUGGCUCACCAGGCGCCCCAGGGGAAGCUGGCCUUGCAGGUAACCCAGGUCCAAAAGGAAACAAAGGAGAAAAUGGCAGCCCUGGACUUCCUGGCUUCAUUGGGCCCCGAGGCCCUCCAGGAGAUUCGGGAGAGAAGGGGCCCCCAGGAAAAGAGGGCGCAGCCGGGAAACCAGGCAACCAUGGACCCAAAGGAGACAGGGGAGAUCCUGGCGUCAAAGGUGACAAAGGCCCACAGGGAGAGAAAGGUCUGCCUGGGGAUCCUGGCAUACCUGGCCAUAAAGGCCACACUGGAUUGAUGGGUCCCCAAGGAUCACCAGGAGACAGUGGGCCAGCUGGACCUCCAGGGCCCCCAGGACAGCCAGGCUUCCCCGGGCCCAGGGGGGACUCUCCAUCGCUGGAGACUCUGAGACGGCUCAUCCAAGAGGAGUUAGGAAAGCAGCUAGAUGCAAAACUAGCCUAUCUCAUGGCUCAGAUGCAGCCAGCGCAUGUUAAAGCACCCCAAGGCAGGCCAGGGCCUCCGGGGUCUCCCGGUAAGGAAGGGCUCCCAGGAAGACCUGGCCCUCCAGGAGAGCCCGGCCGACCUGGACAGACAGGGUCUGAAGGGCCAUCAGGACCAGUGGGUCCAAAAGGUGAAAGAGGUGUGAAGGGUGAGAGAGGAGAUCCUGGUGUUGGUCAGAGGGGUGAAAUUGGUCCUCCAGGAAUUCCAGGCCUCCCAGGGGAACCUGGCUAUGGCAAAGAUGGGAUGCCAGGAGCACCAGGCCCACAAGGGGAAGCUGGAGUGCCAGGCCUCAUGGGCCCACAGGGACCUCCAGGAACCAGUGGACAGUGCGAUCCCUCUCAGUGUGCUUACUAUGCAAGUCUGGCCGCCCGGCCUGGCAAUGUCAAAGGGCCCUAGGCAGCCCUGGGGACUCUCUCCGGACUGGUUUCUGAAACUUGAAUUCAACACGCCUACCAGGAGCUCUUGGAUUGUUCCCUAGUUGCGUUUCUUUAUGGGAGGCCUUUGAGAUGAUCAAAGCCAACGAAUGCUGCCGGUCGGUCAGAUUAUUAUUAAUUAUUAUUUUUAUUAUUUUGUUGUUAAUGUGAGAAAUGUGUUUGGUUUUGUUCUCUCUAACAUCAGGGCAUAUUAAAAAAUUACAAAUACAUUUUUACAUAUAAUAUUGAGACCUAGCAUAGCCAUUGUUGUUUAUACAGAACCCAUGUGAGUGCCAAAACCUCUGCUCAGCUGGGAGAGUUCUUUUCCAGACUUCUUUCCCAAGUUCUAAUAUGACAAUAUCAGUGCAUGCUAGUGACUGCGAGAAACAAGCCUACAGGAGGGGCAAGCGGCUGAAAAACAUUGGGGGGAAGAUGGCACGGGGAGGCUGACAAAGAGCUAGUCUCCAAUGCAUUCAGCUCACAAUGGACAAUCAGUUACAGACAACAAGCGCUGGAGUUCCCAGAACUGCUGUACUAAAUGUAAUGUUCUCCUUGCUCAGAAAGGACACAAACGUUAAUCAUAAAUAGCCACUUGACAGGCUUUCUGGGCAUGAGCAAGGCUCUGAAAAGAAGGUAAGGGAGAGCUGAUGACAUGAAGAGAGAUUCUGUUUCCAGUAUAAUUGCUCUCCCCGUGCCCUGUGCAUGUUCUUUAGUUCCACUCCAAAAGGCAAAGAUUUUAUUCCUGGUAAUUGGGGCCUGUGCUCAUACUGUCAAGAAGAUGCCUCUGCAAACAGCCAGCACGUUUGUGCUUCUUGACUUCUUGAGCUAGUAGAGUUCUAUUCCUGCUCUGCAGUGAGGGCAUGGACAACGUCCAUUAAAGUUAACACAGUGAUCCUCCAGGUAUUGGCUGGUAUUAUGGUUUGUAGAAGGUUGGACUAGGUGAUUAUCUUGAUCCCUUCUGGCCAGAAAAUGUACUAUGAUCUUCAGGCCACCAUAUCUGAUGAUUCACAGGGACACAGGCAAAGCAGGGUAGCCUCUUGGAAGGGGAAGUAGACUGGAGUGCUGUUUUCAAUAGAAAGGCCAGCACAAUGAAGCAUUUGGAGAAUCAAUGAAUUAAAGGAAAUUAUAUGUGCCAAGAGGUCAAUAACACCUGCCCCCCAAAACUAGCUCCUAAAACAAUGGGGUCACCUGACUGCAGAAAUCAAUGUACAUCUAUACAGGGAGAGUAAAGAAUUGAAUAGGCCAGGCUGGGUUUUGAGACGAUAGUUGCUUCUACAAUAGAUCCUUCCUCAUUCUAAACCCCUGCACGCACGCACACACACGGGACAGAUUUUCAAAUGUGAUCAGCACCAUCUGGGCAGAUUUUUAGAAAAACUCAGCUCCUGUGAAGGCACUUGAAUGAAGUUCCCAGGUUUUCAAGAGCGCUAAGUACACAGCCACUCACAUUGUUUUCAAUGAGGGUGGGACAUUCUCCAGUGCCCUCAACAGUUGCUGUUGAGUGCUGAGCGCUUCUGAAAAUCUGGGCAGGUUUUUCUGAUGCCUAAAUGGGAGGUCGCUUUAAAAAUCCAUUCCUAGCAUACACAUUCACCCAACUGCGUGUGCUUCCAAGUUAUUUAAACUGAACAGACGACAGAAGCUGGGGGCUUGGAUCCAUCACAGACAUAUAGCCAGUGUGCACUGUACAGAGAUAACUAUUUUGACACAUUGGAUCCCUUCCCAAGGCAUGUCAUAUGUUGGUCAUUAAACAUGAAAUAAAAAUAACAGAUUAAGUACCAUGGUGAAAACCUUUCCUCUGUAGAUUGCAAGUGUGUCACCCCGAUGCAAAUAACCCUUUUGCUUUAUAAAGACUAGUAAAAGUGAAAAUAUUAUGCAGCAAAGGGUUUGUUGCUUACAAGUAACUCAAGAGAGCAUAUCUAUUGAUGCACUUCUUCACCAGCCAGUCCCCUGUAGUUCCGUUAUUUUAUUGUCUAUAUUUCAACAUCAAACAGGCAUGUUGGUCAAGUAUUUAACAGCACCAUGCUGGCCAGGCCAGGCUAGGAUACAAUUCAUGUACUCCAAUGGGAACACUUCACACCCAAGAAAGCACUUGGUAGCACGAGAUGUCAUUGCCGAUAGACCUCAUGGCAGCAGCUAGGUUUUACAGAAGUCAGGCAUGUUAACUGGGCCAUGCUAAUGUGACAUUCACUGCUGUCACUACUGUAACUCACCAGACUCUCUGUAAAUCAUGUCUAGUGAUGUACAUACCCACAUGCUGUAAAUGGCUGACAACCAGGCAGCACCGGUUUUCACGUAGUCAGGAUCUUGUACACUGGGUUAGCGGGAAAUGUAUAAAAAGGUUCUUGUUUAACAAGAUUCAGGCCAUUUUCUUUCCAUGAGACUAUGCAGUGGAAUCUAAUUUUGAGGGCACUUGGAGCUCGGGAAGAGUGACUGCUUGAGCUGGGGAGAGAUUUUUUACUUUUCUCGCGGCCUCUUGAUCUUGGAAAUUUGCAUGCACUUUUGCCAAGAGGCUGCUGUUCUUACAAUAAGAGGCACAUCUGCAUCUUUCAUGGCGAUUAGAAGAAUUGGAUGGCCCACGCACAGACCUGAAAUGAGCAAUUGCCCUACUGCCAAGAGCACUUAAGUAAAAAAAAUAAAGCAUGCACCCAAAUCCCUUACUACCAGGGCCUUACCUAGCCAUCAGAUUUUAAGCUAGAUUCCUAUUGAUUCCAGUCAGAGCCCUGUACAUCUAACAAUGCAGAGGAGCAGUACUGUUGGCUUCUUUUCUGUUCCUAUCACCACUUGCUGCAGCUCCAAAAACUCCCUUACAUACAUUGCUCAGUUUCAGCCGUCUACUAGCACUCUACUAGCUCUGUGUAAGCUCCAAAGCUUGUCUCUCUCACCAACAGAAGUUGGUCCAAUAAAAGAUACAUUACCUCACCCACCUUGUCUGGCUAAUAUCCUGGGACCGACAUGGCUCCAACAACGCUGCAUUUUAGUACUCAAUCAUUUGAAUAUAGUUUGCCCAUCAUCAUAGUGUCAGUCCCCACUAGAGGGUGAUUAAAACCUGGCCUCAAUUCCAAAAUGACGGGGUGGCUUUCAUGAAAAGGGAAAACAUGUAAAAUAUCCAUUUGCUUCCUAUGUGGAGACGUCUCAUUAAUUCUGCUAAGGAGUGAGGGAAAGGGUGCAUAGCAUUAAUGGCACUCUGUGAACUAGCGCUUCACUUCUUAGCAAAACCAGCCUUUUUUCCCCCUCCGGGAAUAAAGCUUGUGAUUUAGAAAUGAUGAAAGCCAGUUGAGACGGCUGGCCAAGUCGGGUCACCAGAGAGAUCUAGCCCUCCCUCCCUACGUCUGUGGACACAGCUUCAGUUCCUUGGAGCUAGGGCCAGACGCUGUGGAGAGAAAAGCCUGCAUAGAGAAGGCAAAAAUUCCAGCCUAAACUCUUUAGGCAAAAUCCUGGCUCCUUUGAAGUCAAUGAGAGUUUUGCAAUUGGCUUCAGUGAGGUCAGGAUUUCGCCCUUAGUGGCUGUUAGUUAAAAGGCCUCUUGCAAUCAACAUUCUUCUCUCCUUUAAAGGCAGUCUGCCCUCAAACGGCUAGACUGGUUCUGAGAGCGGCUGUUUCUUAUUCCAGCAGCAUGCCAAAAAUGGCCGCUCUGAAACAAAUGCGACUUAGCAUAAGCAUAGCCGAGUCCACGCGAUAGGAGAGCAGACUGUGCGCAGCUUGGUUUGGAAGUAAGAGCAGUUUGGGCCUGGCGAUAAAACAAUGAUCAUUGCUUGAAGGAUUGGACGGGGACAUACGUACCCAGACGUGGCUAUGUGGGCAUCAGUAUCCAAGGAGAAGAGGAGAUUGGUGCCACAGCCAAAUUGCUCCCUUCCUCCCCACCUCCCCCUGGGUUGUUUCCUAAUUAUUUCUGUUCCGUCAGCUGCAGUGAGCAUCUUUAGUUCCCACCCACGCCCCAGGACCCUUGACAGUGCCAGUUCCCCAGAGAAGGCCCUGUGGCAGCUGUAGUAAGGAUUCUGGCAAAUCCAAGGUCAAUAGCUGCCCGUUGCACGUCUAAGGAAGAACAGGGACACGGUAUUGGAGUGACGGGGCUCAGGUCCAACCUGCGCUGAGUGACUGGAGGCACCCCAAUAUUACUCCAGCAUCCCCUUAGCUAGGGGGCCCCAGGUGGUUGCCUGUUUGGCCGACGCAUUAAGGUGCCCUGCUGGAAGACACCUAGGGGGAGUCCUAAAAGGGAAACUCUGCCAGCGUCUGGUUUUCAGAUCAGUGGAAUUUGGCUUAUAAAUCUUGACCGGGUCCUAAUAAGCAUCCAUGUGCUGGCCAUUAAGGCACUCGGAGUGAAAGGGGAGCCCCUGUGGGUUCCUUUCUCAUUCUGGUCCCCUGCUCCCACCCUACGCUGGCUUUGCAGCCGCUCAGUUCCAUUUUCAGAGCUUUCUGUCAAGCCGACUUCCUACUUGCUGGUCACUGAAAGGCAUUUACACAGCUCAGGAAGCAGCUGAGCCUGUCUCCAGUAGCCCAAGUAGGAGAAAAGUACCAUAGACAGGGAGCUUUGGCCCAGGACUGGAGCUAGGAGACCUGGAUCUGCCACAGACUCUCCGAGGGCCUGAUCCAGUGCCCAGUGAGGUCAAUGGGACCCUGCCUGUUGCCAUAGGAGCAGGCCUAGGUUGAAAAUGGUUAGUUAAAAGUAGGCACCUAAAGCUGCAUUGGGGCACCUAAAUAAUUGAUUUCCUGAGGUGCUGCCUGCCCCUAGCGCCCCUGGGGAGAACGCUUAGGCCCCAGUUCUGCUAAAACCUAUGUGUGUGCUUAUCUUGAAGUCCAUCAGGCUACUCACGGUGCUUAACGUUAAGCAAGUGCGUAGGUGCUUGCAGGACCAGCAACUAAUUUAGGUGCCAAACUUUAUGCACCCAGCUCUGACAUUUCUUGCCUUUAUCUCCCUGUGCCUCAGCGUCUCUAGCUCUAAACCAGGAACGGUGAUACGCUCCUCAGCAAAGUGUGCUAAGAUCUAGACACGCCACGCUCUAGCAGGGUGCCAGGUUUUUACACAAGCUGCACAGCAGGCUAGCAGCGCUCUUUUCCCCCCCCCCAAUGCAGUUCAGCAUUACAAAAGAGAGGCUGGAGGGCUAUGCUGUUGAAAUAGGGUUGGGGACACAGACAAUAUUUUAUUUAUAUAUUAAAAGAGGUGCUAAGCGUUUGUGCAUUUUAUGGCAUCGGUGCUUUUUUAAAUUGUGUAUAAAUUAUUGUGAUCGUAAUAAAGAGGCUAUUAUUCCAAACAUUUUUUUUUUUUUGCCUAUAAAAUGAAAACCCCAGAAUCAUCUGGGGGAAAUAAACGUGUUUGUUAAAUUAUUUAGGGAUUUUUAUUUGUGGGUUAAGCUGUUCAGCCUGAAUUAGUUUUUCACUGACACUUUAGUUGUUCAAUUAUUUUCCCUUCCUGACGUUUGUGAAUGGUUCUUUUCAAUUCAGUCUCAUGGUGCUAUUUUACUGAGCUUAUUUUUUCCCCCUUGUUGUUAAUGUGGGAUUAUUAAACUAUUUAAAGUUGA
Messenger RNA from Terrapene triunguis (Three-toed box turtle), 10662 nucleotides. It is a transcript of the gene COL22A1, whose product is annotated as collagen type XXII alpha 1 chain. The transcript is spliced from 63 exons. Bases 454 to 5133 code for a protein of 1559 amino acids. Lineage: Eukaryota; Metazoa; Chordata; Testudines; Emydidae. The record is from RefSeq and is a predicted model, not a curated record.